Messenger RNA from Aspergillus candidus, 2542 nucleotides. Its product is annotated as ANP1/MMN9/VAN1 family protein. Gene Ontology annotation, cellular component: mannan polymerase complex. The transcript has 5 exons. Lineage: Eukaryota; Fungi; Ascomycota; Eurotiomycetes; Eurotiales; Aspergillaceae. Gene Ontology annotation, biological process: cell wall mannoprotein biosynthetic process; protein N-linked glycosylation. The record is from RefSeq and is a predicted model, not a curated record. Gene Ontology annotation, molecular function: alpha-1,6-mannosyltransferase activity. The coding region runs from base 638 to 1855 and encodes 405 amino acids.
CUAACUAGUCUGCGUACGGGAGUUGACUAGCCUGUUCUCUGCGUUCUAGCCUCAUCUUCACUUCCUUCCUCUCUCUCUCUUCCUCCCUUCCUCCCUCCCUCUCCCUCUCCCUCUCUCGGAUCGUCCCCAUCCAUCCAUUCGUUUGGUUUGUGUUCUCAAUCUUCUUUCCGGUUUGGGUGUUUCUGUGUCACGACCCUCCCGCCACGAAAACCUUCCUUUACUCCCCCGGUCAGGAUUUCUUUGAUGGGACACUUUGCGUCUUUCUGCCCCCAACUCUGGAUUCUUUCCACCACCUCCAACCUCUCCAUCUUCCGUGAGAACCAUAUUCGGACCGUCCAAUAACGCCCUCGAAUUCGUAUCUCCGUUUUUACCCUCUAUUUACCGGCCCAUUGUUCGCAUCGCAGUCGAUCCAGUGUUCGCCGCAUCCUUCACGACCCGUUGACGCCACCAUCUCCAAUCUUCCAAUCCACCCCCUUUUUCCUUCGAUCCCGCGGCUCCUCGUCGGUUUCGCCCUCCGUCUUGCGCUCCACGUCGAUACCUGGUUGUGGACUUCAUCCGCUUCGGUUCGGGGAUUGUCGCCUCGGAUCCUUGUAGCGCUCUCCCUCCCGUCCUCAGCGCUCUCAAUUCAUCCCCGAAAAUGCUACUCCCCAAGGGUGGUGUAACGUGGAAGUCCACCAGAUCCAGGCUCCCCCCCUGGCGGGCUCUCCUGGUGUUGGUGACGCGAACCCGGUUUCUGGCCUCGCUGGCCAUCACCGGGAUGAUUAUCUUAUUAUGGCGCGGGGUCACCAGGUCGGCAUCGGGGAUGCAAAGCUUCUACUGUUAUGGUCCCUCCAAAUCGCCCAUGGAGAUGUCCACCAACGAGAUGGUCCAGUGGAGCUCCCACAUGCAGACCCCGGUCAUCUUCAACAGCCACCAGCCCUACGAAGUGAACAAUACGAGCAUCGAGCGCAUGGACCUGAAUCCCGUCAAGUCCACCCCGCAGGCGGUCGCCAAUUCCGAACGCGUGCUCCUCCUGACGCCUCUCAGAGACGCCGCCCCCUACUUGUCCAACUACUUUGACCUGCUCUACAAAUUGACCUAUCCUCACCACCUCAUCGAUCUGGCCUUCCUGGUCGGCGACUCCAAGGACGAUACCCUGGCCGUCUUGAGCGCCGAGCUGCAGCGCAUCCAGGACCAGGGCGGUAAGGUCGCCUUCCGCAGUGCUACCAUCGUCGAGAAGGAUUUUGGCUCCGAUAUUGAGAUGAACGUGGAGGAUCGGCACUCGUUCGCCGCCCAGGGCCCACGCCGUCGGGCUAUCGGUCGCGCCCGCAACUAUCUGCUGUAUUCCGCGCUGAAGCCCGACCACUCCUGGGUGUACUGGCGCGACGUCGACAUCGUCGACAGCCCCGACAAGAUCCUCGAGGACUUCAUGGCCCAUGAUCGGGAUAUCCUCGUUCCUAACAUCUGGUUCCACCGGUAUAACAGCGAUGGCGUUGACAUCGAGGGUCGUUUCGACUAUAACUCGUGGGUGGAAUCGGACCAGGGACGCCGGUUGAAGCAGCAGAUCGAUCCCAACACUAUUCUGGCCGAGGGGUAUAAGGAAUACGCCACCGGCCGGACCUACAUGGCGCGCAUGGGCGACUGGCGGAAGGACAAGGAUGAGGAACUGGAACUGGAUGGCAUCGGCGGUGUCAACAUCCUGGUCAAGGCCGACGUUCACCGAACCGGUAUCAACUUCCCCGCAUAUUCGUUUGAAAACCAGGCCGAAACCGAGGGCUUUGCGGCGAUGGCGAAGCGCGCCGGAUACCAAGUCUACGGCUUGCCGAAUUACGUGGUUUGGCAUAUCGACACGGACGAGAAGCCCGGGAACGCCUAAUCGCGCCACCCGAGGACUCUCCGGGUUAAUCAAUUAACGCCCCCGUCCGGGUCCGCGACCCGUUCCGUUACGCCUGCCUCCGUGUCCGAGAAUCAAUACCCCUAAUUUGUGUAUCUCCGGCGCAUAUCCUCUAGGUCUAUGCAUGGAGAUGCGCCUUGCGCUGUUUCAUUCGGUUCAUUGCAUCCAUAUUCGACAUGGGGGAACAUCCAUCGCCUCCCCCGGCUCCAUAAUCAGUGUCUUAUUUCUUUUCUUUUGAUGUUGUGGGAUGUUACGUUUGAUUCAUGGCGCAUGGGAAAUGUUUGUUUAGCGUUGGAGUCAUAGAGAGACGAUUGAUCUCUUAUGAACCCCUAGUGAUGAUCUCGGUGGUGUCUGUCUCUUUACCCUGCUGUGACAGGAAUUGCACGCGGUCAGACACCACCGCGAUUAAAACCGAUCAUAUCUUUCAUAUUGUUGUAGCGGGAUCUGCCGCAGUGCCUGACACCUUGUACAUAUCUAGGCCGGAAAGUGGGAUGAAGAACCGUUGGCUAACCAGCCUGUCCGUGCCGAGCUGCAUGUAAUAACUCCGAUCUGCCCAACCAGUACGGAGUACUCCGUAUAACCACGCGAAUCAACGAGCAGUGGGUCCGCCCUCGAGUCUGUAGCAUAUAAAUGGUUAUAUGCCUGAGGCAAAAAACCGGCAAAUUCCCC